GUGCUAAUGGAGCGACCUGCAAAAAUUCAGGGGAAAUUCAAGACGUAGCAAACUCUAUACGACUGGGCUAUGGUCUCUGACACACUGCUUUCUGACGGGAUUUGCCAUAACCUCUUCAUACAAUAAAUACCCCGUACUUGCAGUUUGCCACACCAGUGGCGACACUUAACCACACUUUUUACAACUUUUAUUGUUAAUCACCAAAUACACACGUGUCACAACAGGUGUUUUUCCCGUCGAAGGUGCUGACACGUAAACCCGAAAAUGGUCCUGCCCACUUCGUCGUACCAGUCUUUCACCUGCAACCAUGAGAAACGGAGCCAGGAGCUUAACAGUGGUUUUGGCACUGUGCACUGGCUGCUUUAUAAGCAGCCUAAUAAUAUAUUAUGACACCUCCUCUCUUGCUCUCCGGGCAAGUUUCCUCAGUGGGCUGCUGCUUAACCUUGGUCAAAAAGACAACACCUCAUCAAUCAAAACGAACUCAGAUGAGAGAAAUAACAAAACCUCUAUCUUAUGUUGGGUCAUGACAACCCCCAAACACAACUUAAACGCCAUAGCUGUCAAGGAUACUUGGGGUAAGCGGUGCGACAAACUCAUCUUCUUCGGUGACAAGUUAGAUGAGAAACUGGAAUCAGUGAAGCUGAGUGGUGUCAGAGAAGACAGGUAUUAUUUGUGGGGGAAGACGCGGGAGGCUCUCAAGUAUUUGUACGAUUAUUACCUCAAUGACUUUGACUGGUUCUACAAAGCUGAUGAUGAUACUUAUGCCAUCAUGGAAAACCUGAGGUACGUUUUGACACCUUAUGACCCAGAAUUUCCUAUUGGCUUAGGUGAACGGGCACUCGUGGAUGGGAACAAAGCCAAGAGUUACUUAAUUGGAGGUAAGGCAUGGUUCCAAUUUUCUAUUACUCUAAAUCUCCGUUUUCUGUCUGCAACUGAACAUUAUUAUGCAGAAAGAAUUCUUACAACUAUCUCCUUUCCAUAA
This is a messenger RNA of Macrobrachium nipponense, 982 nucleotides long. RefSeq names its product glycoprotein-N-acetylgalactosamine 3-beta-galactosyltransferase 1-like. The transcript has 5 exons. Gene Ontology annotation, molecular function: N-acetylgalactosaminide beta-1,3-galactosyltransferase activity. The coding region runs from base 308 to 982 and encodes 224 amino acids. Lineage: Eukaryota; Metazoa; Arthropoda; Malacostraca; Decapoda; Palaemonidae. Gene Ontology annotation, cellular component: membrane. The record is from RefSeq and is a predicted model, not a curated record.